This is a messenger RNA of Durio zibethinus, 3511 nucleotides long. RefSeq names its product LRR receptor-like serine/threonine-protein kinase ERECTA. NCBI's taxonomy places the organism in Eukaryota, Viridiplantae, Streptophyta, Magnoliopsida, Malvales, Malvaceae. Gene Ontology annotation, biological process: protein phosphorylation; regulation of cell growth; heat acclimation. The record is from RefSeq and is a predicted model, not a curated record. Gene Ontology annotation, molecular function: ATP binding; protein kinase activity; receptor serine/threonine kinase binding.
AUGGCAUUGGCAUUUCGUUUGGAGUUUGUCUUCUUGGUUUCUCUCUUCUGUUUGGGCUCUGCUUUUGUGGAUUCAGAAGAUGGAGCAACACUGUUGGAGAUAAAGAAGUCGUUUAGGGACGUGGACAAUGUUCUAUAUGACUGGACGGAUACACCAUCUUCAGAUUACUGUGUUUGGAGAGGGGUCACUUGCGACAAUGUCACCUUCAAUGUUGUUGCGCUGAACCUAUCAGGCUUAAAUCUUGAUGGGGAAAUUUCACCGGCAAUUGGAAAUCUCAAGGACCUCCUCACUAUUGACCUCAGAGGAAACCGUCUGUCUGGCCAAAUCCCAGAUGAGAUUGGUGACUGUUCAUCUUUGAAAAGCCUCGACUUGUCUUUUAAUGAGUUACAUGGAGACAUACCUUUUUCAAUCUCGAAGCUGAAACAACUGGAAUUUCUAAUUUUGAAAAACAAUCAGUUAAUUGGACCAAUACCUUCAACUUUGUCACAGAUUCCAAGCUUGAAAGUUUUGGACCUGGCACAAAAUAAACUCACUGGGGAAAUACCUAGGCUUAUCUAUUGGAAUGAAGUGUUACAGUAUCUUGGCUUGCGAGGAAACAAUCUGGUUGGUACACUUUCUUCAGACAUGUGCCAGCUAACUGGUUUGUGGUACUUUGAUGUGAGGAACAACAGUUUGACUGGAAGCAUCCCUCAGAAUAUAGGCAACUGCACUGCCUUUCAGGUCUUGGACUUGUCCUACAACCAGCUAACAGGGGAAAUUCCAUUCAAUGUUGGGUUCUUGCAAGUAGCCACAUUAUCUUUGCAAGGUAAUCAUCUUUCAGGGAAGAUUCCAUCUGUUAUUGGUCUGAUGCAGGCACUUGCUGUCUUGGAUUUAAGUUGCAACAAUUUAAAUGGACCCAUCCCUCCUAUUUUGGGGAAUCUGACGUACACAGAAAAAUUAUAUUUGCAUGGUAACCAACUGACUGGAUCAAUUCCCCCCGAGCUGGGAAAUAUGACAAAGCUGCACUACUUGGAACUGAAUGAUAAUCAUCUUACAGGACAUAUACCACCAGAGCUUGGGAAGCUAACAGAAUUGUUUGACCUGAAUGUUGCCAACAACAACCUUGAAGGAUCAAUUCCUGAUAAUCUUAGCUCAUGUACGAAUCUCAACAGCCUAAAUGUGCACGGAAACAAGUUGAAUGGAACCAUUCCACCUGCUUUUGAAGGGCUAGAGAGUAUGACCUAUCUGAAUCUCUCUUCUAACAAUAUCAAGGGUUUUAUACCAAUUGAGCUCUCCCGAAUUGGUAAUUUAGAUACUCUGGACAUUUCUAACAACAAUAUUAGUGGCUCUAUUCCUUCAUCCCUUGGUGAUUUGGAACACCUUCUGAAGCUGAAUUUAAGCAGAAAUCAUUUGACAGGAGUCAUUCCAGCAGAAUUUGGUAAUCUAAGAAGUGUUAUGGAGAUAGACCUUUCUAAUAAUCAUCUCUCAGGCAUUAUUCCUCAGGAACUCACACAGCUUCAGAACAUGUUCUCAUUGAGACUAGAAAAGAAUAACUUAUCAGGAGAUGUGAUGUCACUAAUCAACUGCAUCAGUCUUACCAUCUUAAACGUCUCCUAUAACAACCUUGCUGGUGAUAUUCCCACAGGCAAUAACUUUUCUAGAUUCUCACCAGACAGUUUUAUUGGAAAUCCUGGGCUUUGUGGCUAUUGGCUUUCUUCUCCAUGCCAUGGGUCUCAUCCCACAGAGAGAGUUGCAAUCUCUAAAGCGGCAAUCCUGGGCAUUGCACUUGGUGCCCUUGUGAUUCUACUAAUGAUCUUGAUUGCAGUAUGUCGCCCACACAAUCCUACAGCUUUUCCAGAUGGAUCACUGGAUAAGCCAGUUACCUACUCAACACCAAAAUUAGUGAUCCUUCACAUGAAUAUGGCACUUCAUGUAUACGAGGACAUAAUGAGGAUGACUGAGAAUUUGAGUGAGAAGUAUAUAAUUGGCAAUGGUGCAUCAAGCACAGUCUACAAAUGUGUUCUUAAGAAUUGCAAGCCAGUUGCCAUCAAGAGACUCUACUCUCACUAUCCACAGUCCUUAAAGGAAUUUGAGACAGAACUUGAGACAGUAGGCAGCAUUAAGCACCGAAAUUUGGUCAGCCUUCAGGGAUAUUCUCUCUCCCCUUCUGGGAACCUUCUCUUCUAUGACUAUAUGGAAAAUGGCAGUCUUUGGGAUCUCCUCCAUGUUUCUAUCAAGAAGAAAAAGCUUGAUUGGAAUACUCGUUUGAAGAUAGCACUUGGAGCAGCGCAAGGGUUAGCAUAUUUGCAUCAUGACUGCAGUCCCCGAAUCAUCCACAGGGAUGUAAAGUCAUGUAACAUUUUAUUGGACAAGGAUUUUGAGGCUCAUCUUACUGAUUUUGGCAUUGCGAAAAGCUUAUGCAUAUCAAAGUCUCACACUUCCACAUACAUAAUGGGCACCAUUGGCUAUAUAGACCCCGAAUAUGCUCGAACUUCUCGCCUUACUGAGAAAUCUGAUGUUUACAGCUAUGGGAUUGUUCUACUUGAAUUACUAACAGGAAAGAAAGCUGUAGACAACGAAUGCAAUCUACAUCAUUUGAUUUUGUCCAAGACUGCCAAUAAUGCUGUUAUGGAAACUGUUGAUCCAGACAUCACUGCUACUUGCAAAGAUCUUGGAGCAGUUAAGAAAGUUUUUCAGCUUGCCCUUCUAUGCACCAAGAGACACCCAUCAGAUCGACCAACAAUGCAUGAAGUGACACGGGUUCUAGGAAGCCUAAUGCCAUUGGACACCCCACCAAAACAGCCAACUUCACUCCAACCAACGCCUCCUCCAUCUACUAAGGUGACUAGCUACAAGGACGAGUAUGCAAAUCUCAAGACUCCACAGUUGGUCAAUUGCCCAUCUAUGAGUACCACUGAUGCCCAACUCUUCCAAAAGUUUGGAGAGGUUAUAUCUCAAAAUAGCGAGUAAAGGAAGUUGAAGCCAUCGAUGUAAUAUCAGUAUUCCAAGAAUGAGCAUUAGAUGAUUGAAGAUCAAAUUGAUGGGGAAAUAUGUAUAAAGACUUUGUUAUCAAUUAUUGUAGCUUAGAGAAAAAGGAAAUGGGUGGGACUUACUUUAGUAGCAAUGGCUUUAAAAUUCCUGCUUGUACAUUGUACUAUAUGAAAUUAUGGUAGUAAUUUUGGCAUUGUACCUGUCUCUCUGGCAGCAAAACUUCUGGCUUGGUGGGGUUACAGUUUCAGGGUCAGGGAGACUAGGGUCCUUGCAGCUCUGCAUAAACUCGUUAUAUGCGUGACCAGCAAUAAUGCACUGAGAAGCCUUAGCUGGGCUCUGCUUCCUUCCCUGGAAUUUAUCAGUACAUCGAUUUGAAACUUUGAAUGCUGAAAGAUAACCAUUGAUUUGCUCUGAUAUCACCAUCUUAAAAAUCUUGUUGUUGGGGGUUGUGACUCAUCCCACAAGUGGUGCUGAAUGAUCAAAAUAAGUCUCCCUAGGUUUUCCCGCAUUCUACUGAUUCUGGUGAUAGACAGACGCAGCA